Molecule: messenger RNA, 1970 nt
Organism: Drosophila kikkawai
Lineage: Eukaryota; Metazoa; Arthropoda; Insecta; Diptera; Drosophilidae
Gene: saturn
Product: saturn
Source: RefSeq, a predicted model, not a curated record
UCUAUCCUCAUUUUUCAUUCUCCCUCUGACCAGUUCAGUAUUUCCGGAAGUCAAAAUAAAUAAUUUAAAAGUAGUUCAGAAAAUUUCCCGUUCAGUUUUCAAAAUCAACAAAAAGAAACAUGCAGAAUAAAUUUAGGCAGGAUUUCGAUCUGGAGACGAACAUCAAGCUUAGCUCUCUGUGUUGGCGCUGGCAAUCCUUUUGCUGGUUGACCCUCAAGGGUAUCGCCAUUGGGAGAUUCUUGUUGGGAAAUCUAGAUAUGGUUUUAACAUUAGUUUGCCCACUUCUACUGAUUAUUGGGGUAUUGACUUUUUGGCGUAACCGAAAGAAGCGUGCCUUGCCAGAGGACUCCUUGUCGGAGGCUGUUUUGCCAGAGAAAGUAAUGUCAGAAAAUGCCUCUUCAGAAAAUGCCUCCUCAGAAAAUGCCUCGCCAGAAAAUGCUUUGCCAGUAAUCGAGACUGUAUCCUCUGAGGAGCCGCCAGCCGAGCCUCUAGUGACCAAAAUUUCCCUUCAGUUAGUUCCCGGGUCUGCAGACACCAUCGAUCUAUGUCCUGUAGAUCGAAAAGACUUACCAGUGGAGCCGCAGGAGCCUAAGGAACCGAAACCUACGACUGUGCCUCAGUGUAAACCGACUGGCACCACUCUCAAGGCGUCAAGAACAAGGAUUUUAAAUUACCAAACUCGUCAAGUGGUAGGCAUGAUCAAAAAAGAUCAACAACAAGCUAAAAUCCCAAGGCCAGCUCCAUUUAAUCGUUUUCCGGUUGUGAAAAAGCCCUCGGUCAGACUGGCUAUUACAAAGAGCCCCGUCAAGCUUCCCAUAAUUAAAGCCUCGAUCAGGUCUAUUCUAAGCAAGCCACCGGUCAACACUUCUUUUGGAAACCAGGCCAAUACCAAGGGACCUGCCAAAAAGACCCCGUUCACCGCUUCUAAAACCAGGGAGCCUGUCAACCGUUUUAGAAACGCUUCCCCUGGAAAACAGGUUUAUACCAAGGAAUCUGUCAACCCGGCGAUGUUGCAGACCCCGGUCAACGCUUCCGUGACCAAGGAACCUGUCAACCGUUUUAGAAACUCUUCCCCUGGAAAACAGGUUUAUACCAAGGAAUCUGUCAACCCGGCGAUGUUGCAGACCACGGUCAACGCUUCCGUGACCAAGGAGCCUGUCAACCGUUUUAGAAACGCUUCCCCUGGAAAACAGGUUUAUACCAAGGAAUCUGUCAACCCGGCGAUGUUGCAGACCCCGGUCAACGCUUCCGUGACCAAGGAGCCUGUCAACCGUUUUAGAAACGCUUCCCCUGGAAAACAGGUUUAUACCAAGGAAUCUGUCAACCCGGCGAUGUUGCAGACCCCGGUCAACGCUUCCGUGACCAAGGAACCUGUCAACCGUUUUAGAAACGCUUCCCUUGUAAACCAGGCUAGGACCAAGGAACCUUUCAACCGUUUUAGAAAUCCUUCCCCUGGAAAACAGGCUAAUACCAAGGAACCUGUCAACCCUGAUAUAUUGAUAACUUCCCCGGUCAACGCUUCCAUAACCAGGGAACUGGUCAACCCCCCCGCCAAUACCAAGCUCAUGGUCAACCCGGUUAUAAGGAAACCAUUCGUUAAGUCUGCUGGAACUAAGGGCAAUGUUAACUCUACUUCAAAACCAGCUCCGGUUAACCAGUCUGGAAUUGAGGCUUAUGUGAAUCCGACUGAGACUAAGGAUACCGUCAACCCGGGCACAAACAAACCACCCUUCAAACCCCAUCCCCGACGUGGUUUAAGUCAAGGUCCAGACGGAUUAAAGGUUCCGCGUCAAGCUGAUGCACGCAGUCGUUCGACUAACCGGGAGAUCAGAGUCUGGAAGGUUUAGAUUUGCCAAAGGGCCUUGGGGUCAGGAGAAUCCCUACAUUUUUAUUUGUAUAUUACACAUUUAUACGGCACAGUAUUUGUAAAAUGGUUUCGAAAUAAACGAUAAAACUAACUAGAAAACAGA